Molecule: messenger RNA, 4502 nt
Organism: Vollenhovia emeryi
Lineage: Eukaryota; Metazoa; Arthropoda; Insecta; Hymenoptera; Formicidae
Gene: p120ctn
Product: catenin delta-2
Exons: 15
Coding region: 1-2922 (973 amino acids)
Biological process (GO): cell-cell junction assembly; cell-cell adhesion
Cellular component (GO): plasma membrane; adherens junction; nucleus
Molecular function (GO): cadherin binding
Source: RefSeq, a predicted model, not a curated record
AUGUCGGAUGCGCAGGAGGGACCGACGCAAAACGAAACAAAUGACGGAGCGGACCCGCUAGCUAGUACUGUGGUGAUACGAGGCGCGAGGGACCGGGAAAAACGACGGGCGCGGCGAGCACAGGAAAUCGACACGCGGCCGCCGAUUAGGGCAAUCAAGCGGAAUUCUCAAGUUCCUUAUGACGCCCCAGGAAGGCCGAACAACACCAAACUAAUGCCCAAAGAAUGCCUGGUGAUGCCCGAAAUCUGGACACCACAAUGCUCUCAGCAGGGGACGCCAUCCAUUGCUCGGGAGCACGAGACGCAAAUCAGCUGGCUGGUGAAUCGCCGCAUCGAGCAGAGACAGGAGCACAACAUAACUCGCACUGAGAUCACGCAGAGACGCGUCCUGCAGGAGAAACCCCCCGACAUGCCGCAAUACACCGGACAGGGCGACACGGAUUACCAUGGGAGUAAUGGACAGGCGGACACCCACUCGUUGCACUCGUCUCAUCUGUCCGUCCAGGAGGAUCCGCUGCUCAUCCGGACUCACAAGCAACAGACUUCUCAACAAGUGACGACCGUGACGAAAGUCGUGCGCGAGGUUUCCCACAUGGAGCCGGAUCCGGGCGCGGUCAGCUACAUGUCGGUGCCGCUGAUGUCGCAGGACUAUCAGCACGCGGACCCACGCUACCCCGCGGACCCGUACAUGGUCAGCUUCGACCAUUACGAUCCGUACCUGGGCUACCCGCCGCAGCCGGGCUACCCGGGGCCCCACGGCAUCUACAUGCCGCGCUCGCACUCCCCCCACAGCCCCCACAGCCCGUCGGAACACAGUCGUGCUUCUCCGCCACACGAGUACAUGCGCAAGGGUGCGCCCUACGUGGAGGGUAGCUAUAACGACAUCGACCCCGGCUUAAACCCCGCUUUGCAGGACCAUUAUCGCAUUACUCCGAGUCCAGGUGGUCCUGGAGAUCAGUACGAAUCGAUGGCCUGCCCGGAUCCCGUUUCAGACGAGAGCAAAGUCGCCUAUGGCUACGUGUCGCCGUCGCCGUACGGGCCCGUGGGGUACGGGCCCGCCGUGGGGGUCGGGCCGGUGCCGAGCGACGUGCCCGGCUACGAGGAGGGCCAUCCGGGCGUGCCCCUCACGUCGGCCGUGCCGCCCGGCAUCUUCGAGGACGAGGUGCACCUGCAGCGGCUGCAAUCGCGCCACCCGGUGGUGCCGGGCAUGGCGAGCCCGCUCGACGACGACCAGAAGUCGAUGCGCUGGCGGGACCCGAACCUGUCCGAGGUGAUCGGCUUCCUGAGCAACCCGAACAACAUAAUCAAGGCGAACGCGGCGGCGUAUCUGCAGCACCUCUGCUACAUGGACGACCCGAACAAGCAGAAGACGCGCAGCCUCGGCGGCAUACCGCCGCUGGUGCAGCUGCUGGACCACGACAAUCCGGACGUGUACAGGAACGCGUGCGGCGCCCUGCGGAAUCUGUCGUACGGCCGGCAGAACGACGAGAACAAGCGUGCGAUCAAGAACGCGGGCGGCGUGCCGGCCCUGAUCAAUCUCCUGCGACGGACGUCCGACGCGGAGGUCAAGGAGCUGGUCACGGGGGUGCUGUGGAACCUGUCCUCGUGCGAAGACCUGAAGAGAUCGAUCAUCGACGACGGCGUGACGAUGGUGGUGAACAACAUAAUAAUACCUCACAGCGGCUGGGACCCGAGCUCGUCGUGCGGCGAGACCUGCUGGUCCACCGUGUUCAGGAACGCGUCCGGGGUGCUGAGGAACGUGUCGAGCGCGGGCGAGUACGCGCGGAAGAACCUGCGCGAGUGCGAGGGCCUGGUGGACGCUCUGCUCUACGUGAUGCGCUCGGCGAUCGAGAAGUCCAACAUCAGCAACAAGAUCGUGGAGAACUGCGUGUGCAUCCUGAGGAACCUGAGCUACCGCUGCCAGGAGGUGGAGGAUCCCAACUACGACAAGCACCCGAUCCAGUCCACGAUGCAGAACAGAGUCACCGCGCCCGCGAAAGGUGAGAAUCUGGGCUGCUUCGGCGGCAGCAAGAAGAAGAAGGACGGUCAGCCGGUCCAAAAGGAGACGACCGCGUCACGUACGACGAGUCCGCGUACCGAGCCAGUCAGGGGAAUGGAAUUGCUCUGGCAGCCGGAAGUGGUCCAGUCGUAUCUCAGCCUCCUGCAAACGUGCUCGAAUCCGGAAACGCUCGAGGCCGCCGCCGGGGCCCUGCAGAACCUCGCGGCCUGCUACUGGCAGCCGAGCAUCGAGAUUCGCGCGGCCGUACGCAAGGAGAAAGGUCUCCCUAUAUUAGUGGAGCUCUUGAGAAUGGAGGUGGACCGAGUAGUCUGCGCGGUCGCGACCGCGCUGAGAAACUUGGCGAUAGACCAACGCAACAAGGAGCUAAUAGGCAAAUACGCGAUGAGGGACCUCAUCCAGAAGCUACCGUCUGGAAAUAAUCAGCACGAUCAGGGCACGAGCGACGACACGAUCGCCGCGGUGCUCGCGACUCUGAACGAGGUCAUCAAGAAGAACGCCGAGUUCUCGCGGUCGUUGCUCGACGCCGGCGGCGUUGACAGACUGAUGAACAUCACCAGGCAACGCCAGAAAUACACGCCGCGCGUUCUUAAAUUUGCAGGACAAGUAUUGUUUACUAUGUGGCAACAUCAGGAACUGCGAGACGUGUACAAGAAGCACGGCUGGAAGGAGCAAGACUUCGUCACGAAAACCGUCGCCGCCAGGAAUUCAGGGCCUAAUUCACCCAACAACGCUAACAGCUACGAUUGCAGCACUCUGAAUCGACCGAUGGCGAGCCAGGGAAGCACAAGAUACGAGGAUCGAACGAUCCAGCGAGCGAACAUGAAUUCGAAUAAUGUCGGUCGACCUACUAUAUAUCAAUCAGCUCGCAACGUGAUUCCGAACGUGACAGAGGUAGUUACCUAGGACGAUCGACGCGGCCUUUCGGCGCAAUCGAUUGUGCCGAGACGAAGGAACGUCACUCCGUAGCUUUCAGCCGAAAACACACAGCCAUUGUAAUUUACGCGAUAAAACUGUACACAAGCUAAUUGAGUAAUAAUUUAGAUCAGCGAUUGUCUUCCCGCAGUUUGGACGACCUUGUAAAGUUUCCACUUUUACCGCGCCUUUCGCUAGGUGGACACAACGAAAACUUGUGCGCAGUGAAACGAACGUUUUCUAAUGGUUUUUCCUAACGCUCUGAAAUCCGGACGAACGUUUCUAAUAAAUGUUACUAUACACAUAAAAAAAUUAAUCGUCAUAUAUGAUGCACGUCGAUCGAUGCGAAUCCCAUGGUUGUACGAGAAUCCACGUAACUGUUUACACGAAUUGCCGCACGAAACUGGACCAAACUCUCACUUUUUAAUAACGCCGCGUAGCCACGUUUUGAAUCCCGCGACUUUUUGCACGGUUUUCACCCGACAGUUUUCCAACUUGCUAAUUAAUCCAAUCGAUUCGCGCGCGAGAGGAGGACGGGGCUCGCGCGACGUAAUCUUAGAAACGCAGUGUUGCUACUAACGACUCUAGGUCUAAGCGAGAUACUUCGCAUCACGUUGUACACACACGUCUUCUCCGUCUCCGGAAGAACGCACAAAUUUACACUGACAAUGAGGAGCUGACGCGAUCACUGCCUAAAAACGAACACCCUCACACCGUCACAGAUCGACGACAAUUAUUUUAACUUGUAGCGUAACGAUAAGAGAAAUGAUUUCGUAGGAUACCGAUUGAUACCGCCGAGGUGAGCAUUUGUAUCGAGCCGGGAGGCGAGCUCGCUUUCCUACGCAUUUUCCCAGUGCCCUGCUAGUUUAGUUAUAUUUUAUUAGCGAGCUAUAACACGCAUUUACAGCUAAAUUAUUACGUAGCCUAUAGUCUGUACUGUAUACCCGAUUUUGUAUAUAAGCUUAGAAAGUGAUUAUAUUAAUCUUGUAUACGUAAGUUACAAUAUUAUACAGAGUAUAAUUAAUAAUAUUCGGUAUUCGCACGCCACACACGACGUCCGUAUAAAGUUAUUGAUCCUUCGGUAUAUGCUGUCCUGUGGAAAUUUAUUUUCGAGAUAUAAUACCGUCGACUAUAAGGGAGUUUAACGGAGAGACCGCGUCAAAUUGCCCGGCUCGCCGACGACGUAGGAAUUGGCGAUCUUUUGUAACGGCAGGUUUCAUUUUCGCAAUCACGCGCGAGGCAACGAACGGGACGUACUCGUGCGGAAUUUCAUUUCGCGUCCCGCGCACAGGAGGGGACCCGCGCGAGGGCUAAACAUUAUUAUGUAUGGUUUCUUGUAGCGUACACAUACAACACGUUAAACACACGAUACACGCGAUUCCAUGUGCGUCUUUCAUAUUCAUGUGUAUCUCAGCUACGAAAUUACUCACGUCACCGUCGGAAUACUUAUAUUCUGUAUUUAGCCGAAUACUAAAAAAAAACGCAAUGUAACAAAAGAGAACGAUUACUUGAAAAUAUGUAUAUUAGAUAGCCUAUAUACCUGAUUGCAAAUAAAGGCCAAACAUAUCACA